AUGGUCAACCUUAAGAACAUCUUUCUCACAGCAACCAUUUUCUUUGGAUGCGGUUUUGCUAUCCCUGCACCUGCUGCUCCUCAAGCUGAGGCCGGUGCAAUUAUCCCUGGUAGCUACAUCAUCACUCUGAAGCCCGAUAUCGAUGCCAUCAAGGUCAAGAGCCACAUCCGUUGGGUCAAAGAUGUCCACAAACGGAGCCUAACCAAGCGUGAGACUGAAGUGGGCGUGGAGAAGAUCUACGACAGCAAGACAGGCUUUCAAGGGUAUGCUGGAACCUUUGACACUACCACCAUCAAGGAAAUCAAGAAGAGUUCAGACGUUGUAGCCGUUGAACCCAACCGCGUAUGGAAGAUCAAGCGCGUCCAGUCCAAGCGCAAUAUCGAGAAGAGAGACGAAAUCACACAGAAAAAGGCCACAUGGGGUCUCGGUACGAUUUCGCACCGAAAGAAAGGUUCGAAAGAAUACAUCUACGAUGACUAUGCCGGCACCGACAUGUACGCUUACGUGAUUGACACUGGUGUCAGGAUUUCACACAAAGAGUUUGGUGGACGUGCCAAGGCUGCAUGGACAAACUGGAAGGGCGAUAAUUCAGAUACCGAUGGUCACGGAACCCACGUCGCUGGAACGAUUGGUGGCAAGACCUACGGUGUCGUAAAGGAGGCCACCAUCUUGGCUCUUAAGGUCUUCCAGGGCGACGAGUCUGAUACAUCUAUUGUUCUUGAUGCCUUCAACUGGGCUGUCAAUGACAUUAUCAAGAAGGAUCGCACCUGGCGGGCUGUCAUCAAUAUGUCUCUUGGAGGAGAGAAAUCCACUGCCUUCAACAAGGCCGUUGAUGCUGCUUCCAAGAAGGGCGUGGUCAGUGUGGUCGCAUCCGGUAACGAUGGCAUCGACUCAGCCAAGGAAUCACCUGGCUCUGCCUCUAGUGCCAUCACUGUUGGCGCUGUUGACUCGAGCUGGGCUGUUGCCGACUUCUCCAACUGGGGCAAGACCGUCGACAUCUUGGCUCCGGGUGUCGACAUCAUUUCGACCGGUCACAAGAGCAACACGGCCACUGCAAGUCUUGAUGGAACUUCUAUGGCCUGCCCCCAUGUCGCUGGUCUGGUACUGUAUGCGAUGAGCGUGGAGGAAGUUGAGGGUGUAGCCGAUAUCACUGCAUGGUUGAAGGAGUUGGCUACUCCCAAGAAGAUCACAGGAAAUCUGCGUGGUGCUCCUAAUCUGAUUGCCAACAAUGGAAACUAUGUGCAGUGA
Messenger RNA from Fusarium sp. VM40, 1248 nucleotides. NCBI's taxonomy places the organism in Eukaryota, Fungi, Ascomycota, Sordariomycetes, Hypocreales, Nectriaceae. The record is from the annotation of a GenBank genome assembly.